AUGUCUUACCAACCAAGAUCUUCAAAUCACAACGAAAGCGACGACCACCACGACAACCGUCGGCUAUACAGCCCUUACCAAGAUCUUAGAGUCCCCGCACAAACCCUAUACAAACUUUUCACAUCUCCUGAAUACCUCUUUCAAGAGGAAUCCAUCGCUCAACGACGUUCAUGGGGCGAAAACCUGACAUACUACACUGGCAUCAGUUACCUCAGCGGCACAGUAGUUGGCGCCGGGAAGGGUUUAGUAAAGGGCGUGAAGGCUUCUGAGGCUAGAGACACCAUGAAACUUAGGGUUAAUCGGAUCUUAAAUGCUUCUGGACAUGCAGUUCGGACGAUCGGCAACCGUGUGGGUGUAAUCGGACUGGUGUACGCUGUUAUGGAGAGCGUGAUGGUUAAGGCUAGGGAUGCAGAUGAUAUUAUUAACAGCGUGGAGGCAGGAUUAGCGACUGGAGCGCUUUACAAGGCGGCAGCGGGCCCUAGGUCGGUGCCUGUUGCCGGAGCUAUUGGUGGAAUAGCGUUUUGGUCUUUUGAGAUUUCCAAAGAGAACAAGUUUCAUGCUGAGAAAAUACAUCAAUGGAAGUAG
Molecule: messenger RNA, 585 nt
Organism: Lactuca virosa
Lineage: Eukaryota; Viridiplantae; Streptophyta; Magnoliopsida; Asterales; Asteraceae
Source: the annotation of a GenBank genome assembly